AUGAAUAUAUCGAAACAUAUUCAUAUUAUUGGUAGCAUUGCUACUUUAUUACUUUUAACAUCAGUUGUUUAUUCUAUUUCUUCUGAAUCAUAUAGAUCACAUCAUAGAAUACACAUUAAACAAACACAUAAUUAUUGUGAGGUAAUGAACAAUGGUUUGAUGUUCUACAAGUAUAAUCGUGCCGGUAGACUAUCGGAUAAUGACGUUCCCUGGAGAGGACCAUCGGUACUUAAGGAUGCCAGUCCAAAUUCGACACCAAAUGCCAACGGCGACGGUGAUUUAUCUAAAGGUUACUUUGAUGCCGGAGAUGGUGUAAAAUUCGCUCUUCCAAUGGCCGCCUCUAUGACAAUCUUGGGUUGGGGUUACCUCGAGUACAAUGAAACCAUCGAAAAUUGCAACGGCAAACAGAUAUGGUUGGAAGACUUGCAAUGGGGAUACGACUGGCUCAUGGCUGCCCACUACGCUGAGAAUCGAUUCGCAGGUCAAGUCGGUGAGGGUAAUGCCGACCAUGCUUUCUGGGGUCCACCAGAAAUGAUAACAAUGGAUCGUCCGGUCUACAUUCUCUCGGAUACCGCACCGGGAACUGAGGUUGCCAUGGAGGCAUCGGCCGCUCUCUCCAUCUGCUAUAUGAUCUUCAAGGAUAUCAAUGUGACCUAUGCCGAGCGAUGUUUGCAACACGCCCAAGAUCUCUGGACAUUCGGUGACACCUACCGUGGUGUCUACUCUGACUCGAUCCCCGACGCCCAAGAUUUCUACAAAUCGUGGUCGGGCUACAAGGAUGAGAUCGUAUGGGGAAGCAUCUGGCUCUACCGGGCAACCGGUGACAAAGAGAAGCUUGCACGUGCCGUUUCCGACUACGCUGCUUUCGGCAUCGGUGAAAUGGCUCAAGCCAAUUCUCACGAUUGGGAUUUGAAAGCACCGGGUGUUUCACUCUUGAUGUCACAGCUGUUCCCCGACAAUGAGACCUACAGAAAUGACAUCGAGCAAUUCCUGAAUUGGUGGCUUCCAAAGGGUGGCGUUCCCUAUACUCCAGGUGGAAUGGCAUGGAUCAGAAUGUGGGGACCUGCAAGAUACACUGCUACCACUUCAUUCCUUAUGUCUGUCUAUGGAAGACUGACAAACACCCAGAAAUACACUGAUUUCACGGCGUCGCAAAUCAAUUAUCUUCUUGGUGACAACCCCAAUCGUCAGUCAUUCGUUGUUGGCUAUGGACCAAAUCAUCCGAUUAACCCACAUCAUCGUGCCAGUCACCAUUCUCUUACCAACAAUAUUAACAACCCAGUAAACAACACCUACCUAUUACUUGGAGCUCUUGUCGGUGGACCAGGUGUUGAUGACUCCUACGUUGACAAUCGUCUCGAUUAUGUAAAGAAUGAAGUGGCUUGUGAUUACCAAGCCGGUUUCUUAGGUGCUGUCGCCUACCUCUCAUCAACCAAUUAA
Heterostelium album PN500 is the source of this 1440-nucleotide messenger RNA. RefSeq names its product glycoside hydrolase family 9 protein. Lineage: Eukaryota; Evosea; Eumycetozoa; Acytosteliales; Acytosteliaceae. The transcript is spliced from 2 exons. Gene Ontology annotation, molecular function: hydrolase activity, hydrolyzing O-glycosyl compounds. Gene Ontology annotation, biological process: carbohydrate metabolic process. Bases 1 to 1440 code for a protein of 479 amino acids. The record is from RefSeq and is a predicted model, not a curated record.